AGAGACAAUGGUUUAUCUAAUUACAAGCCGACAAAACCCAAUGCCGCUAGGGUUUGGGAGAACAACAAUUUGAUAAUCCGACACCCUUUCUCCUCCCAACCAGAACUUCAUCUUCUCUGCUUAUUCACCACGAAUCAUCUCUACUUCUCGAUCUUCUUGCGAAUCUUCGCCAGCUGUAUUGGGGAAAAGCGUAUUCCUCUGUUUUUGGCUGUUGGGUUUAAAAUCUUCACCUGUUAAGGGUUUGUAAGCAAAGAAUCAUCAUAAUUGGUAGUUCAGUAGUAUCAAAACCCUUUUAUGAUUUAGGAAUUGAUAAUUGGGGGAAAAACCCUUUCCGUCGAGCUGAGUUUCGAACGAUAAGGAGCUCCGAAUCAUGGCGACCAGGGCAAUACUCGAUGCGCUGCUGAAAAAACCCAGCUUUGGGAACCAAGCGUUUAGCUCCAGAGACCCAUUCUUCGGCAGCUUUGUGGGCGCUUCCUCCUCCGCUGCCGCCGCCGCUUCUUUUGCCAUUGCUACUCCUUUUGCAUAUCGAGCUUUGUUUGGUAAUGACCCUAUGCAAUAUGCAUAUUGUGAUGCUGGUGCAAUCUUGGGUGAAGAUCUCAAUGCUGCUAUUCGAGCGGGGCAAGUUGGCUCUGGCUAUGUUGAUGCAGCCAUUGGGGAGAAUAACACUAAAAGUUAUUGGACUGGGAACGUUUUCGGGAAUGAUGAACUAAGUCGCAGUUUCAAGCAGUAUGAUAUCAAGCUGAAACCACUCUUCUCGGCAUUUCAUUGGAAAAAUUUUGGCCUGACAUCAUUGAGGUCUUUUCUGUUAUUCUAUUUGCCACUUCUGGAACCCCGUCGUCCUACGGAAGAUGAUGACGAAGAUUUUCUAGUUGAGAAUCCAGAAGAGCAUCGUGUAGAUUUGGUUGAGCCAUUUAAGAAAUCAGUGAUACAAAUAAUCCGUGAGACAAGUGUGGUUACCACUAGACGUAUUCUUGAAAGACUUGCAGUUCAUUACGCUUCACAACGCAUAGCAUGGAAACUUCUCAAGGAUGUUCCCAAGUCCGCGAUUCGGAAGGCGGGGAGGAAAAUGCCAACUUGUACAUUCUGUUACUGUGUUAGCAGAACCACUUUCCGAGGACAUCUCCUCGGAGUUGUAGCUUCGUGGGCUGUUCAAAUCGGCCUCAAUAUCUACGCAUUUUUUUCUAAAAUAACUAAAUCCAAGGACAGUGAUGCAACAACUGAUACAACAAAAGAACUUAAGAUCCUUGGAAAGAAGGUUUAUGGUACGACUGUCCGAUGUUGCGCCUCGCUCGUUUUUGCAUCUAUAGGAGCUGGCAUUGGCUCUACGUUAAUUCGUCCCGGAACCGGGCAGUGGAUUGGGUGUACGCUUGGGGAUUUAGGAGGACCGAUUAUCAUUGCAUUCUGUUUCGAGAAACUUGGUUGGGUAAUCUAAAGGCUCAUAUCAACAGAGAAUUGCUCAUACACACUUGUAUUUUUUUAAUGACUUUUUUUUUUCGUUUUAAGUUGGUUGAUUGUAAUGGUAGAAAUAAUUUAUUUCAUAAAAUAUAAAAUUGAUGGAAUAAUUUAUUUGCAAUUUGUUCCAUGAGCUUAGUUGCGGAAGCAAGUUUACUGUUAAUCCGCAGUCGAACAUAUGUAUUAUUCGAAAAGCUUUAUAGAAAGAAGGAAACACAUGUUUUUUUUUU
Molecule: messenger RNA, 1682 nt
Organism: Salvia miltiorrhiza (redroot sage)
Lineage: Eukaryota; Viridiplantae; Streptophyta; Magnoliopsida; Lamiales; Lamiaceae
Exons: 6
Coding region: 371-1432 (353 amino acids)
Source: RefSeq, a predicted model, not a curated record